CUCUCUCUCUGUAUCGCCGUGAUUGUAAACGCACUCCCUUCUAUCUCUGUGGUCCACAGAGGUUCGGCGUUUUGCAAAAUAGUGCUCUGCUGUUGAAUGGCGUGCUCGGAAUACGCUUGCGCUGUAGGCAUUACCAACCUGCUUUCCUGCCAAAUACAUGCCCUAGAUGCAGACUCACUGCGCGGCGUCGGAUGCUGUGCAGGUGGGAGAGCAAAACACUCGCGUGAAAACUGACUGAGAAGAAGGCGAAAUGACAAGAACAGGUCUUGCAGUUGGUUGAUAAAGAAAAGCCUUCGUUAGACCUCGCUGCGCAUAUUCUUACAUUACAAGCCACAUCCAUCCGCAAUAUCACACCUUUACUUCCUCCGAGUGAUGCUGCUGCUGCUGUCUAUGCAGUGAAAUGCUUGGCGCUGUCUGAUUCUGCACCCAUCUGGAGCUGAGCCGUUUUUUUCUCCAUCCCCAGCGUCCUGAUCCUGAGCCCCGACCCCAACCACCGCAACGCUCCUUACUCAUCUACCUCGACGUCCCUCUUUACCCUGGUACUGACACUGCUUCACCCACAGAAGAUAGAUGAGCCUGGGAGGUUGUGCUUGAGUGGAGUCCUGCUGGGAGAAGUAAUGCUCUGUGUGUAGACCUUCCCCUAUUCCAACUAUGAGCCACCAGGAGGCGCCGCAUGGCCAGGAGUUGAGAGAGGCGGCUGAGGCAGACCUGGAGCGUAGGGGCCCUGAGGGCCAACAGCCCCCUUCAUCCCACCGUAGACGCCACGACAAUGGAGACGGCAGCUCCCGCUCCGGUCGUCCCCGCAACCACCACAGCAACCAUGGUACAGAGAAUAACCACUAUCAGUCCCAACAGCAGGGGGCCCCACGCUACCGCAGGUACGAGGGAUCUAACGGAGGGACGAACCGCACACGUGCUGCAAGGAGAUCAACGGAAGAAGGUGACGCUGAACAACAACCUGUUCAGCAGCCCAUACCAAGACCUGCAGUGACACGCUACCGCAGACAGGGGGACAACGAGGCGCGAAUCCGGGCCCAGCAACAGAGACAGCGACAGCGGGAGAGGCAACAAAGAGAUGCGGAGAGAGCCGAACAACAGAGGCUGGAACAUCAACAGCAUGUCAUCUCUCCUACACAACCCAUGCCACCCACUAGAGAACCGGAGGAAGCUGAGGAAGACGAGGGCGACGGCGGCAGUGCUUUGGCCCGAUCCGCCAGCACUGAGAGCGGCUUCCACAACCACACAGACAGGGCAGAAGGGGAUGCAGUCAUGGUCCUGGAAGCAGAGCCAGAAGACGAAAGCACAUACGGUAUCCCACUUCGCCCGGAAUCGGAGGAGUACACCGAGAGCGCAGAGUCAGAGCAACAGCACGGUGGUCCAGCUUACCUCCAACCCCAGUACCCACCUCAGCCACCGCCGCUACCUCGAGAGCCCCUGCCCAACGCUGAGAGGCCCCAUGAUGCAGAGACGCUAAACCCCAACUACUCCAAUUAUGUUUACACUCAACCCAUGUACCGCAGUACCACCGGAGCGGGAGAGGCCCGUGAAGGUGGAGCAACAGAAGACGAGCCGUACUCUGAGCCCUACGCCGAAUACACCCUUCAGGAGCACGUUUAUGAAGAAAUUACGGAUGCACCCUCGAGCAAAGCUGAGGGACAGACUCCACAACAGCGUAGGGCAGAGUUUAGACUCUUCGAUCGGGACUUGUACCAGCAGCAGGAGGCUGUUGGGUCGAGGCUCCACCACUACGACGAGCGAUCCGACGGAGAGUCGGACAGUCCCGAAAAGGAAGCAGAGUUCGCCCCGUACCCCCGUGCUGACAGCUGCGAGCAGGAUGAGGACAUUGACCAGAUUGUGGCAGAGGUGAAGGAGAGUCUGAGCUCGCAGAGCCUGGAGCGUGUCGCCAUGGGCCUGGACAAGGACGGCAAUGAAGAAGAAGAGUGGCCUGAGUCAGAGUCCCACGGUCAAAUAGACGAAAUCAAACCUCCGGAGCCAGUGAGUGAAAGAGAGGGGGUAGAGCAGUCCCCCAGAAGUCCCUCUGAAGAGCCAGCUCCAGUUGUGAGGAGCAGUCGUGAGAAGAGAGAUGCAAUCUCACUGGCUAUUAAGGACAUCAAAGAGGCAAUAGAGGAGGUGAAGACAAGGACGGUCCGCUCGCCCUACACGCCAGACGAGCCCAAAGAACCCAUCUGGGUAAUGAGGCAGGACCUGAGUCCUACAGCAGAAUCUGACCUGCAGCCGUCUCUGGGGGCUGAUUCUCCAGGCUCAGGCUCCACCUCCCCACAGGGGGCGGAGUCUUCCGGCCGUCACCUGCCGUCACAUGAGGGAAGUGACAGCUUUGAGUCUCCGUCUCCUGCCAGUAAAGAGUCAAGGAGAAGUCUUGCUUCAUUCCCGACAUAUGUGGAAGUACCAGGCCCAUGUGACCCAGAGGACCUCAUUGAUGGUAUUAUUUUUGCUGCUAACUAUCUGGGAUCCACCCAGCUGCUCUCAGACAAGACGCCCUCCAAAAACGUGCGCAUGAUGCAGGCUCAGGAGGCUGUGAGUCGCAUUAAGACGGCCCAGAAAUUAGCCAAAAACAGGAAGAAGGCACCAGAAGGUGAAGCUCAGCCCAUGACGGAGGUGGAUCUCUUCAUCUCCACUCAGAGAAUCAAAGUGCUCAAUGCAGAUUCGCAGGAGACCAUGAUGGACCACCCUUUAAGGACCAUCUCCUACAUCGCUGAUAUUGGGAACAUCGUGGUGUUGAUGGCCAGAAGGAGAAUGCCUCGCUCCGACUCUCAGGAGAACAUGGAAGCCUCUGACCCGGCCCAGGACGAAAAGCGCCAAUACAAGAUGAUCUGUCACGUGUUUGAAUCUGAAGAUGCUCAGCUCAUAGCUCAGUCCAUCGGCCAGGCUUUCAGUGUGGCGUACCAAGAGUUCCUGCGUGCCAAUGGCAUCAACCCAGAGGAUCUGAGCCAGAAAGAGUACAGCGACCUCCUUAACACACAGGACAUGUACAACGAUGACCUCAUUCACUUUUCCAAGUCUGAGAACUGCAAAGAUGUUUACAUAGAGAAGCAGAAGGGAGAGAUUCUUGGGGUGGUGAUCGUGGAGUCGGGCUGGGGCUCCAUCCUGCCCACGGUUAUUAUAGCAAACAUGAUGCAUGGCGGCCCGGCCGAGAAGUCUGGCAGGCUGAACAUUGGGGACCAGAUUAUGUCCAUCAAUGGCACCAGCCUGGUGGGGUUACCCCUCUCCACCUGCCAGAGUAUUAUCAAGGGAUUGAAGAACCAAUCCAGAAUAAAGCUCAACAUUGUGAGAUGCCCACCUGUGACCACUGUCCUCAUCAGAAGACCAGACCUGAGAUAUCAGCUGGGAUUUAGUGUGCAGAAUGGCAUUAUUUGCAGUCUGAUGAGAGGAGGGAUAGCAGAGCGCGGUGGGGUGCGUGUCGGCCACCGGAUCAUUGAAAUCAAUAGCCAAAGUGUCGUGGCCACCCCUCACGAGAAGAUUGUACACAUUCUGUCAAAUGCAGUUGGUGAGAUUCACAUGAAGACUAUGCCGGCUGCCAUGUACCGCUUGUUAACAGCCCAGGAGCAACCAGUUUACAUCUAAAGCUACGACGCUUUCUCAAGCCUCCUGCCCUGUUGUCACCAGAUAUAACCUUAAUCUUGAUGUGAAACUGUCAGCCCUGUGGACUGGUGACUGUGUGACUGAAUCCACUGAAGCUCUGCUCAACAUGGCUCUCCAUGACGCUUCGGUUUCUCUUCACUGCCUCCCCUGAGCUCUUCAUCUCUUCUUUUCUGUUGCCGUGAGUGAGUAUGCUGUGCUGUGUAAUUCCUCUCUCUGUGUGCACUCAGCCCUCUCCGUGGAAGGAAGCAGAGAGAGAGUGAGAAAUAUUUAAACAGCCCCGUCGCAGGAAGCGGUGUCCUUCAAAAUAACGUUUGAAACGAUAUACCAGUAUUUACAACACAGCAGUCUGUGGGUGAUAAAAAGUACACCUGUGUGAUCGUUAGGUGUAUAAAAUGAAAAAGGAGUUUGCCUUACCAUACUUUUGUGAUGUUAUUUAUUCAAGCUUGGCAACCAUCAAGUGUUUUAGAUUCAACUUUAAUUUUAAGGGCAGCUGUUAGUCUGAGGAAUAUGGAGAAAAUGGCAAGAUUCAGAAAAAUUCAGUUUGUAAGUUAUUUCAUUGGUCUAAACCAACAGGAUGUAUAAUUUGAAUUUGAAUUGGAAUGACAGGAACAUUAAUUCACUGAAUUGCAAUUCAAAGAUAUUCAUUUGUUAUUAUUACAAUAAAUAAUUACAUCAUUCAUUCUGACUAUUUAGGUCUAUGUAUUUCCUGAUAUGUGAUAUGUAUUUAUUUCUCAACUGAUUAGAUUUUUAUUUGGCUUCCGGUCUCAUUACCUCCAGUUAUUUUUAGCUGUACAAAACAGCUCGUUUUGCUGCUUGAUAUUGCAAAUUGCUGUGUCUUGCCAUAUUAUUUUAAUGUAUUAUCUUAAUUAUGAACACACUGGUUUGUAGUGCAGUUUUACUGUGUACUGCACGUUGUUAUUCUUCUCGUUAUUUCUCUACAGCGGCUAAUGAGCCGGAAGUCUCGUCCAUAGGCUUACGUCACAGUUACGUAACUUGCAGCUGCGCGUGCGUUGUGGUGGCAGAAAAACACUGGUAACAAGUGGAGGGAAAUGGGUAAAAUCUGUGGAAUUAGAGAAAAAAUGUAUUGCAGUUUCAUUUGAUGUCAGAAUUGGAAUGUGAAUCAUUUUUAUAGAAUACUGUCAUCAAAGACGCCACUUAAAGCUAAACACAGAUGUUUAAAUGGACGGACUAAUGGGUAAAACCUGCUAUGAUUACUCUACUUUUUAAGCAUAAAUUUGAUUUAAACAAUAGAUCUAUGUAAUAUCCACAUAUGCUGUUCAUAGGAUAUAAUGUAUUAGCCCUACAGUUACAGCAUGAAAUAUUAUUUAAACCUAUAAUAUUUUACAUUUACCUAUUUUAUCUCACAAUUCUGACAGUAUAUCUUAUAUUUCCGACUUUAUAACUCGAUUUCAAAUAGCGAGUUUGUCAAUUCUGAGGGGGAAAAGCCAGAAGUGUGGGAUAUAAAUUCAUUAUUCUGAGCCGAGGAGAAUGAUAAGUUGAUUUUUCUUAUCAGAAUUGUGAGAUAUAAUCUCAGAAUUGUAAAAAAAAAAAGUCAGAACUUUGAAAUAUCAACUCAAAUUUACCUUUUUUAUUCUUUUAUUCCAUGGCUUACCUUAAAAACUGUCAUUUUCUGCCACCAGAUAAGCCCCGCCCACAAAAAAACAUCAUAACUGUUUCCAAACACCAGACUGGUCUUUGCAAAGACUCUCCUUAGUUACUGUUGCUAUGUCGAACAAGCCAUGCCCCUCUCAUGCCACACAUUACCUUGUCAUGCAGUGAAAAAUACAUUGUAGAGGAAUCUGUUUGGUGACAGAUUACUGUAGCGCCUCAGUUCAAGCUUUCUUUUAACUAGCUAUAGCACAGAAUAAACAUGAAUUAACUUUUUAAUUUGUUUGUCGGACAAAAUGGCAGAUAUGGCGUUAUGAUUGGUCAGAUUGCCUGUUAAUCAAACUCCCUGCAAAGGGUCAUUACAGCCACCAAAACAGAUUAAUUUUUUUUUCCAUAUAAAAAAGUAAAUUUGACAGUUUUUUUUUUCCAUUGCCAUAUUUUUGACUGGAUAAAAUAGUCAGUAAAUUGGAGCGUUCUGGGAAGUUAAGUGUUCUUUAAUAAUGGUUUAAUUUAUUAAAGAUAGUGAGAUGUAUAACAUUUUCUACCUGAUAUCAUCACGAAAACUUAUCUGUGGGAACUUUUUCGCAAGACGCGAGAUACGUAACAUACGUAAGUACAUAUUGCUGCAGUUUCCAACAGAAACGUCCACUAGAGGCGGUAAAACAGCAAACACUUGUAAUCAUUUUUAUCAGCUCCAUAUGUUUUGCUUUCCAGACAUAACAAGCUUGCUCGGUAUGAAAAUCAAUUAUUGCUCAUGAUGAAAGAGCUGAAAGAUGAGAGAUCAAAAAACAAGAUGAAACAGCAUGCUGGCAAUUGCGUUUUUACGUCUUAUUCGCUUGUGUUGAUACUAUCGGGUAGGUUUAGGUGUAGUGCAGAUGGUACAUUAUUUUAAAACGUCACAAGCUUUGGAGUUAUAGCGGUAACACGUAUAAAACCAAUGUCACAUAAGGUAUGUUCCCACAGGUAUGUUUUUGUCAUGCGAUCAUGUUGAACAUUUUCUAUGGGUUGCAUUUAUUACAUUAUUUAUAACAUUAUUAAUAUUAUUUAAUGUUUCUGAAAAUAGUGCAAAUGUCAUGUGUAUGAUCAUAUUCACAGGUCAUUUACGUCGAAACCUAAAAAACACAUAUACAUACAUUACGUUUUAAUUCUUCUUGCUUAAAUUCAAAUUCGAAUUACAAUUCUACAUCCUGUUUGCUGAGAAAGCUCAAACCAUUGAGUCCUUUCUUAAACACAGUUCUUAUUAAAAUGACGAUGACCUUUGUGGCUCAUCCGUGGUGGAUAAUUCAUGUCUAGUGUAUCUAUAGUAGAGCACAUAGAAAUUGUGGAUGAAAUGCCUUACAAAUGACAUAGUUUGAAAAAAGAAAGUGUUUUGGAGAUGGUGGUGCAUUUGGAGAUCUGACAGUAAUUGAUUUGGUUCGAAUGGGACACUGGGAACAUUUUGGACUUGGUCAAAUAAACCUCUUUAAAUUUACACACACA
Molecule: messenger RNA, 6687 nt
Organism: Labeo rohita (rohu)
Lineage: Eukaryota; Metazoa; Chordata; Actinopteri; Cypriniformes; Cyprinidae
Gene: apba1a
Product: amyloid beta (A4) precursor protein-binding, family A, member 1a
Exons: 14
Coding region: 652-3582 (976 amino acids)
Biological process (GO): chemical synaptic transmission
Cellular component (GO): cytoplasm; dendritic spine; plasma membrane
Molecular function (GO): protein binding; amyloid-beta binding
Source: RefSeq, a predicted model, not a curated record